AUUGUCUGUGCUUAUUUUAUUUUUCUGAUUCAUCGAGUGAAAUAUAUUGCUGGAUUUAAAUACGUAAAAUUACAAACAAAUAUGUUAAUUUUAGUGUUUUAAGUGAUCAAUGGAAAUGUAGUGCCUUAUUGUGAAUGUUGUGUGGUUUAAUUUACGUAUAAUUUCACUGCUUCAUCUUUGAUGAGGAUGAUCUCAUUGACGUUCUGACAUUACAGUCUUUUUAGCGGAUUCUUGAUCGUUUUAUUAUUUUGCUAUUGGGUCCAAUGACCUUGUAACUUAAAAAUAAUUUCAUCGAAAUUUAAUAGUGACAAUGAGGAAACAGUUUUAUAAGGUUAAGCAACUCGCCGACCAAACGUUUUCAAGGUCAGGUAAAGCAGAAGGAUUGACAGAUGAGUUACAGACAGCAGACAGAAAGGUAGAACACUUGAGAAAUGCCUUACAGUUGGUUAGCAAACGGUUGUCAACGGGAGCUGGCAGUACACAGGGCCAGGACCCCGCAGCCAGAGAGAAAAGACUGAAGAAACUGCCAGAAUACCUCCUUGGAUUGUCUAUGUGUGAAGCCAGUAAUUUUGAUGACGAUGAUAGCAUUUUAAAAUACAUUUUAUAUGAAUGUGGUAAAACUGAAAAAUUUUUGGCCAAUGAGAUAGCCGAGCAUGAACUGAAGGUGGAACAAUUAGUUUGUGCACCAUUAACAACUAUUAGUGACCAGGAUCUUCCGGCUAUAAUGAAAGCUAAGAAACAACUUAAUAGACUUAUGAGUGAAAAGGAAUCGGCCACUAGCAGAUAUCAUCACCUAGAACGUCAAAAAGAAGAGAAUCCAACAAAAUUAAAUGCUGCAAGAGAAGAAUUGGAGGAUGUUGGGAUCAGAGUGGAGGCUGCAAGGGAUGCUCUGGCCGCGGACAUGUUUGCACUUGUCGCAAAAGAAGCCCAACUUGCCCACACUCUUCUGCAAUAUGUUAAGCUACAGAGAGCAUACCAUGAGUCCGCAUUACAUUCCUUACAAGACACAGUUCCGGAGCUAGAAAGAUUUAUUAAUGACAGCUCCGUAAAGCCGGUGUUUGGAUAUCCCCUAGAAGAACACUUGAGAGUGACAAAUCGUUGUAUAGCGUUCCCAAUUGAGUUAUGUGUGUGCACGUUACACGAACUCGCGUUGAAUGAGGAGGGGCUCUUUCGAAUUGCCGGCGGUGAGUACUUCCAAAGUACGCAGAAUGAAGCUGUCACUAGACGCUGGCCUGUUCAACGUCCCGCUCCCCGGGACUACAGGGACAUGCACGUCGUCGCUUCAGUUCUCAAGAGCUACCUCCGAGAACUGCCCGAACCAUUAUUGACGUACCGACUCUAUGAGAACUUUGUGAACGCAUCCCGUCAGCCUUCAGAACAAACUCGACUUAAUGCUAUCUGGGAAGCCAUACACUUACUGCCCGAGGCUAAUUUCCAAAAUCUUAGGUAUCUUAUCAAAUUUUUGUCUACUUUGACACAGAACCAAAGUACAAACAAAAUGACGCCGUCGAACCUCGCCAUCGUGAUCGCUCCCAACCUACUUUGGGCCGCCGACGAGAGCACUUUCGACAUGAACAUCACCACCGCCGUCAACUGCAUCGUAGAACUGCUCAUCAAACACGCCGACUGGUUCUAUAAAGACGACGUCAACUUCUUCAUAUCAUUCACCAAAGAGGAUCUACUUCCAGAUCAAUGCGAGUACGGGUUUUCACCCAACUUCGUGCACGGCAUGAACCAAACUGCCGCGCUCAGUCAGGAACCAGCUAACGGCGACUACAGCAGUAUGAGCCGGUCCAUGUUCGACUACAACCAUCACAGCCUGGCCAAGGCGGCCGACGGAGGCGGACGGCACUCGAGGAGCAACAGUCACGACACUAGUUUAAUAUUGCUAGAAAACGAUAUAAAGAAGGCGCAGUCCAACAGCUCGUUGUCUGAUCAGUCUAGUCCCCCUCAUGGUAGUCCUAAGCCUAUAAUGAGGCGAAAAAAUAAACCACUCGCUCCAGUGCCGCCUAACUUUACUCCUGACAAAAAUAAGAGAGUAGAGCCUCAGCCUCCUGCACAGGAGGUUGUUAAAGAACAAGCAAGUACAAAGAUAGAUAACGACAAGCCUGCCAAGCCUCCCCGACCCGUGAUUUCCGACAGCGGCAAGGUGAUCUCAGGCGUACAAACAAUAAACCGCUCCACGUACAGACAGAACCGCGCCAUGAAGGAGGAGGCGGCGCGCUCUAGUAGUCGCGAGCACCUCGCCGACACGCGCCGGCAGAGCCUCGAACUAGACAAGGACAAGAUCGACGUACUCAAACCACCUGAGCCAGGGAAAGAAUCCACACUCGUGACUGGAAUCGUGAGCAGAAUGAAAGUAGUGGGAGAUGCGUUCAGUGGGCCUGCGUCACUGGGCGCCGAGCGACCCGCGCCCACCGUCGACAAGGUCGUAGCGGCGCGGCUGCAACCUAUUACCAAGCCGGCCGGCCAGGCCCCGCCCCGGCCCGUGGCGGCCCCGCGCACCAUAGUUCCCGCGCUGCCCGACCCCGCCGCCGCAGCCCCGCCAGCGCUCGCUAGCUCCGCUGCCGAACCGAGCGACGUCCAGCUCCGCCACAAGCCGGCCGUGCCGGAGCGGCCCGCCACGCUGCGGCCGCAGAGCUUCCGAGCGCCUCGCUCCUCACUCACCGACGCCCCGGACAUAGCGCCCACUGUACUGGAGCGCACUCACAUCUAUACCGUGGACAAGCAACACCCGACCGUCAUACAGGUGGGAGCUAGCGCGGCCACUGCGGCGGACAAGGAGGUGGAAGAAGUGCCGCGCGCCACGGUGCAGCGCACGCACAGCUCGGGCGGCCGCGACGGGGAGCUGGAGGAGCCGCGCAGUCUGUGCGUGGCCAGCCGCCAGCUGUCGCAGUCGGAGGGCGACAUCACGGACUGUCCGUCCCCGCGGCCGCAGCCCUCGCGCCCCCCGCGCCCGCUCGUGCCGGCGCCGCCCCCGCCUGUGUCCGCGCCGGCCGCGCAGACCACACCUAUUCCAGUGACACAGCCAGCCCAGCCGGCUCAGCCAUCCCAGCCUGUCCAAGCAGCUCAGCCAGCGCCUCAAGCCCCUGCGGCUGUGGUUCCGCAGCCACUGAGAGAGAGUACAGAUCUCUAG
Spodoptera littoralis (African cotton leafworm) is the source of this 3136-nucleotide messenger RNA. Lineage: Eukaryota; Metazoa; Arthropoda; Insecta; Lepidoptera; Noctuidae. The record is from the annotation of a GenBank genome assembly.